AUGAAUCCAGCUCCCCCCAAACCCGUCACCAGCAUCCUAGGCGCCAUUGGAAACACUCCAAUAGUGCGCCUGAACCAUGUCGUGCCAAAGGAUGCCGCAGAGGUGUAUGUCAAGUUGGAAUUCUUCGGCCCCACAGGAUGCUACAAAGACCGCAUGGCUCUCUCGAUGGUAGAAGAGGCAGAACGACGCGGAGAUUUGAAACCCGGUAUGACGGUUGUUGAAGCCACCGGCGGCAGCACAGGAUCGUCGUUGGCUUUUGUCUGCGCUGCCAAGGGUUAUCGGUUUCUAGUUGUGUCUUCAAACGCCUUUUCAAUGGAAAAGCUACGCACGAUGACUACAUUUGGAGCUGAUCUUGAGAUUGUGCAUAGCCCUACGGGAAAAGUCACCCCCGACCUGAUCCCGAGGAUGAUGGAUCGUGCAAAGGAGCUCAGCAAAGACAAAGACUGCUACUACACUGAUCAAUUCCACAAUACUGACGCUUUGGUUGGUUAUGGAAAGAUUGGAAAGGAGCUGGUCGAACAAAUUAGCGACGGUAUUGACGGCUUCUGCGGUGCUGUCGGCACUGCAGGCAUGUUCACUGGUGUAGCCAGCUCCCUGAGGUCGAAAUAUCCUUCUGCGAAGACAGUAGUGCUAGAACCUGCAGAAUCACCGAUCAUCACGAAAGGUGAAAAGGGAAGCCAUAGCGUUGAGGGCAUUGGCUGUGGCAUUAUUCCGCCGCAUCUCGAUCAAUCGAUGUACGACGAGGCUCGAGCCAUCCCCGAGGCAGAAGCCCGGGCUAUGUGUCGCCGUCUUGCAAAGGAAGAAGGGCUGCUCGUUGGAACAUCAUCUGGCUUGAAUAUUGCUGCUGCUAUAGAGCUGGCUAAAGAGCUGGGACCUGGGAAGAAGGUGGUCACAGUGGCAGUCGAUACUGGUCUCAAGUAUCUCAAUGGCACGCUCUUCGCAGACGCGUAA
This is a messenger RNA of Trichoderma gamsii, 951 nucleotides long. Its product is annotated as cysteine synthase. Gene Ontology annotation, cellular component: cytoplasm. The coding region runs from base 1 to 951 and encodes 316 amino acids. The transcript has a single exon. Gene Ontology annotation, biological process: L-cysteine biosynthetic process. The record is from RefSeq and is a predicted model, not a curated record. NCBI's taxonomy places the organism in Eukaryota, Fungi, Ascomycota, Sordariomycetes, Hypocreales, Hypocreaceae.